GUGAAAUAUAGCCGUUUGGAAGAUGGAAGAAGAUGAAGCUGGAGCUGGAGCAAGUGUUGAUGGAAAGAUGAUCUCCAUUGAGCAAGAGGAUGUUGAUUUAGUUGAAAUAAAUGGAGACAUGUAUGUGGGAGAUGUUCUUGUGGAAGGCAUAGAUGAAGUGCAAGGCAACGAGAUUGUUGCUUUAACUCCUACUGGGAAGGUGAGUGGGUGCAAAAUAGGGGCAAAUGAGGUUGUUCCUGCACCGUUUGUGGGCAUGGUAUUCCCUAACUUGGAAGCGGUGGAUAGUUUUUAUAAAAAUAUGGGAAGCAGGAAGGAUUGGGGUUGUGCGUUCGGGUGGGGCAUAUAG
Messenger RNA from Beta vulgaris subsp. vulgaris (sugar beet), 346 nucleotides. RefSeq lists its product as uncharacterized. The transcript is spliced from 2 exons. The record is from RefSeq and is a predicted model, not a curated record. NCBI's taxonomy places the organism in Eukaryota, Viridiplantae, Streptophyta, Magnoliopsida, Caryophyllales, Amaranthaceae. Bases 23 to 346 code for a protein of 107 amino acids.